ACAAUACAAAGGCUCAUAGCGCAGAACGGGUGUGUCGCGGGGCAUGCUGGGAGUCGCAUCCCGUGGUUUUGAUAUCAUCGUUUCCUAACCAGGAAAUAAAGAUUACCAACGUACUAGAAAAACCAGAGAGGCGGAAGUCGACUUUUCCCGGCUGGUCACGUGAUCGCAGCCUAUAAAGAGGCUUUAUCGCCCGGAGGAGACAGGGUGCAAUUGGUGGAGAGAGAGGCUAAACGCAGGAGGCUGUGAUUGGCAGAUUCUGAGUGCAAGGGUCAUGGCGCUAGCUGGGAAAAAGCUGAAGGGCCUUGUAGCUGCGACUUUCACUCCAAUGACAAGCAGAAAUGACAUCCACCUCUCUGUCAUCCAGCAGUAUGUCGAUUAUCUGGUCAAAAAACAAAGUGUUAAGAAUAUAUUUGUAAAUGGGACAACAGGUGAGGGAAUGUCGCUUAGUGUACAGGAGAGGAAGAGACUGGCUGAAGAAUGGGUGAAGCAUUCAAGAGGCAAAAUGGAUAAUGUGAUAGUGCACGUUGGUUGUCUCAGCCUGGAAGAUUCAAAGGAUUUAGCUGCUCAUGCGGCUUCUUGUGGAGCUGAUGCAAUUAGUUCUGUGAGUCCUUCUUUUCUCAAGCCAUCCAGCCAAGAUGCUUUAGUCCUUUACCUUAAAGAAGUGGCAGCUGCUGCACCCAGUCUUCCCUUCUACUACUAUCACAUUCCGAGUUUAUCUGGUGUGACAUAUCAAGUGAGCAAUCUGGUGGGCAAGAUGCAGCUUCACAUCCCAUCAUUCCGAGGGGUAAAAUUUACUGAUGUCAACCUGAUGGAUUUCAGUCUGUGUAUCCAUGAGCAUAAGGACCUUGAUUUUCUCUAUGGUGUAGAUGAGCAACUCUUAGGCGGUCUAGUGUUUGGUGCACGUGGAGCAGUGGGCAGUACUUACAACUACUUGGGUUCUACCGCUAAUAAAAUGCUGGCGGCAUUUGAAGAGGGCAAUUUACAAAAGGCCCGGGAAUUGCAGUUGAAAACGCAGGAAUUUUUGGCAUUUGUUUUCGCCUUGGGUUGGGGUUUGCCAGAUUUUAAAAACAUAAUGUCUCUGAUAUCCGGAAUAGAUUUAGGCCCACCACGACUACCUCUGGUGGCAAACUGGAAACCAGAGCACCCUGAAAAUGUUAGAGCAGAGCUAAAGAGACUUGGCCUAAUGUGAAGCGGAUUCUUGCAGAGGACAAGGAGGAACUUUUUAUAAUGUCAUUGUGACACAAGACUCAUUACUAUGGCAUCUAGUGUACAGAAAAGGUGCAGAGCUCAACUUUGUGUAACACUGGUACUUAAAGGUCAGGCCAUCCACAAGUAAUAUUUAUGUUGAACUGUUACUAUAUGACUCCUGAGAUCUCUUAAUGUUAGUAGUGAAACAUCCUGUUUGAACUCCUGGUUCUCACACCAUCUUCACUGGAUUAUAGCUGGGAGAGUCUCAAUAUCGCUUCUACCCAAGAAAGAGAAAUCCCCAGGUUAUGGCCAGGAGAGUCUGGUGGGUCUGCAGAAGUUAGAUGGUUUGAAUCAGAAUUUCCCACAGACAUUAAAGUAAAACUCCAGGCUAA
Molecule: messenger RNA, 1580 nt
Organism: Rana temporaria (common frog)
Lineage: Eukaryota; Metazoa; Chordata; Amphibia; Anura; Ranidae
Gene: NPL
Product: N-acetylneuraminate pyruvate lyase
Exons: 12
Coding region: 272-1189 (305 amino acids)
Biological process (GO): N-acetylneuraminate catabolic process
Molecular function (GO): 4-hydroxy-tetrahydrodipicolinate synthase activity; N-acetylneuraminate lyase activity
Source: RefSeq, a predicted model, not a curated record